This is a messenger RNA of Tripterygium wilfordii, 1629 nucleotides long. RefSeq lists its product as uncharacterized. The record is from RefSeq and is a predicted model, not a curated record. The transcript has 10 exons. NCBI's taxonomy places the organism in Eukaryota, Viridiplantae, Streptophyta, Magnoliopsida, Celastrales, Celastraceae. Gene Ontology annotation, molecular function: catalytic activity. The coding region runs from base 94 to 1089 and encodes 331 amino acids.
CCUUCCAGUUCGCAGAUGCAGAGGCACGCCGUGAAUAUCCUCCUCUGAAUAUCCGGUAAUUCUAGCUUCCCCGGCAGCAGGCAGGCGACAAGGAUGCUCACUCUCACGGCCAGCUUUACACCAGUGCAUGUUCAAUGCAGAAGCCAAAUGCCAUUCAAUGUGGUCGCCGAUAGGUUUCCUACGUUUCUACCAAAACAAGUAGAAGAAAUCAAAGACCAGUUCGCUCGAAAGCUCGCUGCUAGGAUAGAGAGGCUACCGGUCAGCUUCUCAGAGAGUUGUAUCAUGAGUAGUUGUGUGAAGCCAUUGACAACAAGCAAGGCAAGUCCUGUGGUUCUCCUCCAUGGUUUUGACAGUUCUUGCCUAGAAUGGAGAUACACAUAUCCGUUGCUUGAGGAGGCAGGUCUGGAAACCUGGGCUCUUGACAUUCUUGGUUGGGGUUUCUCUGAUUUAGGAAAACUUCCAUCUUGUGAUGUGGCAACAAAGCGUGAACAUUUUUAUCAGCUUUGGAAAUCCUACAUCAUGAGGCCAAUGAUACUGGUCGGACCAAGCCUUGGUGCUGCUGUUGCAAUUGACUUCGCAGUGAAUCAUCCAGAAGCUGUUGAAAAGUUAGUUUUGAUUGAUGCAAGCGUAUAUGUAGAAGGCACUGGAAACUUGGAAAAAUUACCUAAAACAAUGGCCUAUGCUGGGGUAUAUCUGUUAAAGAGCAUUCCAUUGCGCUUCUAUGUUAAUUUUAUGGCCUUCAGCGGUAUAUCGUUCAGUACCAGCAUAGACUGGACUAAUAUUGGUCGUUUGCAUUGUUUAUAUCCUUGGUGGGAGGAUGCAACUGUGAAUUUCAUGAUCAGUGGUGGCUACAACGUCCUUUCCCAGAUCAAACAGGUUAAGCAGAAGACACUUGUCAUAUGGGGUGAGGAUGACAAGAUUGUCAGUAACAAGCUUGCAGUGAGAUUGCAAGGUGACCUGCCUGAAGCAAUUCUUAGGCAAAUACCGAAUUGUGGUCACCUUCCUCAUGUAGAAAAGCCCAGCUGUGUUUCCAAGUUGGUUCUGGAAUUCGUCGAGAAUACAAAGACCCAAUACGUUUCACAACAUUAAAGGUUUACUCUUUUAUCUCACAAAUCGUUUUUCUCGGUUAGAAUCAACCGCAUUUCCGAGUAAUAUAUGAAUGGAAAUUCGCUUGCAUUGUUUGCAGUGUUUUGAAGGUGACUUUCUGUCGCGUAUAAUGUGAGCCAUUAUGCAUCUCUCUAUUAUAUUAUGCAUGCAACAGUAUCACGACAUUGGAUAUCUCACCAACACCAACUUAACCAAUACCAUUAAGAAGGAUUGAAAAAAAUACUGCCUCGAAAUGUACAGUAGGAAAAGUUCCCCAAUAGUGGUCAUCUGUCACCACUCAACACCACCACCCAUCCAAAAGGGAAUCCAAUUCCCAGCUUUAGACCUUUAGGAAAAAGUCUUAAAGAGAGAUUACACAAGAGGAGGAAGAUUACAGAAGGAUAGAGUGAUAGAACUAGUAAAGUUGUGGGGUUUGCCUCCCGAUGACAAAAUCUGCUCCGCACAUCACAAACCCCACCCCACUUUUUCCCUAGAUAGUACCUUCUCAGAAGCUCAGCCCCACACGAGGCAUAAGGCAUAAAU